This is a messenger RNA of Thamnophis sirtalis, 4255 nucleotides long. The record is from RefSeq and is a predicted model, not a curated record. NCBI's taxonomy places the organism in Eukaryota, Metazoa, Chordata, Lepidosauria, Squamata, Natricidae.
GCUCGAUCGCCUCUUUAUCUUAUUGGACACUGGCACAACACCCGUAACAAGGAAAGCAGCUGCCCAGCAACUCGGGGAAGUGGUCAAGCUUCAUCCACAUGAAUUGAAUAAUCUCCUGGCUAAGGUAUUGGUACACUUAAGGAGUACAAACUGGGAUUCCCGCAUUGCAGCUGGACAAGCUGUGGAAGCCAUAGUAAAAAAUAUACCGGAAUGGAAUCCGACCCCACAACCAAAGCAAGAACGUGGCUGUGAAAAUCAGGCGGAAGACGCCGCUACUUCUGAUCGGUUGCGCUUUGACAAAUUUGAUAUUUGUCGACUUUUAAAGCACGGCGCUUCUCUUCUUGGAUCUGCUGGCGCUGAAUUUGAAGUUCAGGAUGAUACAUCUGGUGAAGUGGAUCCUAAAGAAAGAAUAGCCCGACAGAGGAAAUUGCUUCAAAAGAAACUUGGCCUCGAUAUGGGAGAUGCGAUUGGAAUGAAUACAGAAGAUUUGUUCAAUGAUGAGGAUUUGGACUACACACCUGCUUCAUCAGUUCUGGUACAGAAACAACCUCAAUGACAGCACUGAUGGUGAACCAGAAGAAAAAAGAAGAAAAAUUGGAAAUGUUAUCAUCAGUCAACCUGCAACUGACUCCAAACUUUUAGUUGAUAAUGUUCCAGAAGAGAGCAAUGAAUGGCCUUUGGAAAGUUUUUGUGAAGAAGUGUGUAACGAUCUCUUUGAUCCAUCCUGGGAGAUGAUUCAACAACACCAAGAUUGGCUGGAAGAUCUGGCUAUCAGGCUUCUUUGUGUAUUUGCUUUAGACAGAUUUGGUGAUUUUGUUUCAGAUGAAGUAGUGGCACCUGUGCGAGAAACUUGUGCUCAAACUUUGGGAGUUGUGCUGAAACACAUGAAUGAGAGUGGAGUCCAUAAAACUGUUGCUAUCCUGCUAAAAUUACUUACACAGGAGCAGUGGGAAGUCAGGCAUGGAGGCCUUCUAGGGAUAAAGUACGCUUUAGCCGUUCGUCAGGUAACUAUUAAAGUUUCUUCAAACUUUUGUUGCUUUGCCCCUGUCUCGAAUGGUAUGACUGUUGUGUGUUUUAAAUUAUGCAUUGUUUUGUGUCGUUUUUUUUACUUUUUUAAAAUUAAGGUUACUACUGUUUUCAAUGAAGCUACUUCAUCUCCAAACCUGAACCCCCAAGUUUUACAGCAAUUAGAUAGCAAGCGGCAGCAAGUUCAAAUGACAGUCACAGAAACGAACCUGGAAUGGCAAACGCUACAGCUGAGAGUGCACACAUUCACUGCUUGCGCUGUGGUCAAUUUGGAGCAGCUUCCAGAAAAAAUAAACCCGGUGAUAAAGCCUUUGAUGGAGGCUGUGAAGAAAGAAGAAAACACGCUGGUACAAAAUUACUCAGCUCUAUGCAUAGCGAAACUGCUUCAGCAAUGCAUCGCAAGAUCUCCCUGCCCCAAUUCGAAAAUCAUUAAAAACCUCUGCACCUCGCUGUGCGUGGAUCCGCACCUGACUCCUUUAGCGUCGUGUCCUGCACAGCCACAGAGCAGCCAUGAAAACUCAAAAGUUUGUUUGUUUUUUCCCCAGUUAAUACAGCACUUGCCUUAUCUUUGUAUGUGCCUUCAACACCCCAGCACUGCAGUGAGGCACAUGGCUGCCCGUUGUGUGGGUGUAAUGAGCAAAAUAGCUACCGUGGAAACCAUUCAUAUUUUUCUAGAAAAGGUUCUUCCUUGGCUGGGAGCGAUAGAUGAUAGUACCAAGCAAGAAGGCGCAAUUGAAGCUCUCGGCGGUAUCCUUGCUAAAUUCUUUUUGUGGUCUGCCUCUGAAAAGUCAGGAGGGAAGCUGCGUCCAAGUCAACCCCAGACCAAAGAAGUGGUCCAAGAAUAUAUAGCCGGUGCCGAAAGCGUCACUGAAGAUCCAGCAACCAGAGAUUUUGUUGUUAUGAGAGCUCGAAUGAUGGCCGCAAAGUUGCUUGGGGGCCUCUGCUGCUGCAUUUGCGAUCCCAGCGUGAAUGCUGCUUCCCAAGAAAUCAAGCCAGCAGAAUCACUUGCCCAACUCUUGCUUUUCCACCUGAAUUCCAAGUCGGCUUUGCAGAGGUUUAGCGUUGCAUUAGUAAUCUGUGAGUGGGCUGCCUUGCAGAAGGUUCAGCUUUAUGAAGAUUUUGCAAAGUCUCGUGCCAAAUGUGAUGUCGAUGAAACAGUUUCAUCAGCUUCGCUCUCCGAAGAGACUGAAAAGCCAAAGCUUAAAGCUACAGGACACGUAUUUCAGGCAUUGCAGUAUUUAAGGAAAUUGUGCAAUCACCCAGCACUAGUUUUAACUGCUCAUCACCCAGAACAUAAAAGGAUCACGGAGAAGCUUGCAGCGGAGAAUUCUUCUCUCCGGGACAUCCAGCAUGCGCCUAAACUCUCUGCUUUAAAACAGCUAUUACUCGACUGUGGCUUAGGAAAUGGCGGCUCUUCAGAGAGCGGCACCGAAACGAUAGUUGCCCAACACCGAAUUCUCAUCUUCUGCCAACUGAAGAGCAUGCUGGACAUAGUAGAACAUGACCUUCUGAAGCCUCACUUGCCCUCUGUGACCUACCUGCGGUUAGAUGGCAGCAUACCGGCUGGUCAGAGACACUCAAUCGUCUCACGAUUUUCAUGUUGUUGCCACACCGAGAACAUAGGCACAGAUUUUAACACGUGUUUUCUUUUUUUCCUCCACGUUGUUCCUCCAAAUCUUUUUAAGGAUGGAAAAACUGAAAAAUCAGAUGGUGCCACUUCUGGUUCUGGGAAAACCACCAUGAAGUCAGUCCUUGAAAAUCUUGGAGAACUCUGGGAUCAAGAACAGUAUGAUUCAGAAUAUAGCCUGGAAAAGUUUAUGCACUCACUCAAAUAACCAUCCUUAUGGUUUUUUUUGGUUUUUUCAGCUGAUAUUCAGCAUAUUUCAAAACAUUUAUAGUGGACUUUCCCGCAUCACAUGGAAGAAAAAAAAAACGAAGACUGAUGUUCUGCAUAAAGCCAACAUAUUCUGUUGGGAUAGUUAAGUCUUAAAUACUUACAUCGUUAAAAUUCUAAAUUGCAAUUUAGCUUUCCAGAAUAAUUAUAAAUUCUUAUAGUUUUGCAUAUGUUGCUAAGUAUUACACCUUCAUUCAAAAUAGGUUCGCCAUUUCCCCUUUUCCUGAACCUUUCAAAUUUUCUGCAGUUUGUUUUUGAGUAUUUUGUUACUUUAAACGUGGCUUAUUUUAAUGGUACACUGUAGGAAUGUUCGGUUUAGCUAUUCUGAAUAAUUCGUUCACUUCAGGUUGCGCAUUGACAUAAUAACAGCAAAGCGUACUGGAAGACACUGAGGAUUUAAUUGAGCUUUGCAAAAGCCUACAGUUUCCCACCUUUAUAUAUUUAAGUAUGUGGUGCUCUUCGGUCUUCUGACAUUUUGAGAGCAGUUGACUUUUUAAUAAAAUGACCGAAAAUGGCUAACAGGCCAUUUCUACAUCCUGUUUAGAGGGUGCUAUUUUUAUUAGUGUUUGUGGGUGUAUAUAAUGGCAAGAGCCUAGUCAGCUCAGAGAUCUAAAGUAUGCAGUAGGUUUCGAUGUUAUAUUUUUUUGUAAGAGAGCAAAUAUAUAAAAUAGAGCUUUUCCAGCAGUAAUUCUUAUAAAAUAAAGAAUCCACGCUGGAAAAAUAACCCAAAUGCACUAGCGCACGAUCCUCUUAAAUAAAAAAGGGCAAGGUUUUAUUUAGGGAUAUAGCUUAAAAAAACACCCCUUAGAAAUAACCUGCAUCCAAGGGAAUAAAAUGUUGAACUGAAAUCAUGUAAUAAUACAGAUUUAAACAGGCUGUAAUAAAGGAGAGUAAAAAUAACUGUUGUACAUUUUUUUUUAAAAAAAACGUAUUCUUAAAGGGAGUCAGUGGUGACAUGUCUUAUGUAUAGAUGUCUGUACCAAAUGCAUACACCGUUUUCUAAAUAUUUUAAGACAAACCUACAUAAACACUUUAAUAAAUAAGUAUAUGUAUAGAUGUCAUAUCUAAGGUUUGAGCAUGCGUGCACUUCGGCUUCAGAGCUUGAAGAGCUGCGAGGCCUUUGAAAUGUUUAAGUCGUUGUUUUUAAACAUUUCAAGAGGAAAAAGCAACAAUAAAAAGGCUUCUGGAGCAAUAUUGUUUUUCAGCACUCAAGAUAUGAAUGAUGAACCUGUGUCAUAUUUCAGCAGAUAUACAAACUGCCAUACUGUAACAUUAAACUAGCAUUCCUUGGCAAAAAGAAAAUAAAAAGGCAAAUUGGCAUUAAUUGAUCUUUUA